Messenger RNA from Dicentrarchus labrax (European seabass), 1645 nucleotides. RefSeq names its product RAD52 homolog, DNA repair protein (gene rad52). The transcript has 12 exons. Gene Ontology annotation, biological process: mitotic recombination; double-strand break repair via homologous recombination; DNA recombinase assembly. The coding region runs from base 180 to 1487 and encodes 435 amino acids. Gene Ontology annotation, cellular component: nucleus. NCBI's taxonomy places the organism in Eukaryota, Metazoa, Chordata, Actinopteri, Moronidae. The record is from RefSeq and is a predicted model, not a curated record.
GCAGCACAAACUCCAGCUUCCGGGUUUCCGAGCGGGAAGUUCAGAUGUUCUUGUUGUUCUUGUUGUUCUUGUUGUUGUUUGCUAAAAAAAUGUAACAACGACUUAAAUGCUCCGUUUACCUCGUUCAACACACAGAUAAAAAACACCUUUAGAAGAAAGUUUAACUGAGCUCUGCAACCAUGUCCAGUGACGCAGAGGAGAGGAGCAACUCUGCACCCAAAGGUUUCGGACAGUGUACCUACACAGCCGAGGAGUACCAGGCGGUGCACAACGCUCUGCAGAGGAAGCUGGGACCAGAGUACAUCAGUACCAGAGUGGCUGGAGGAGGACAGAGGGUGUGCUACAUCGAAGGCCAUCGUGUAAUCAGCUUGGCCAAUGAGAUGUUUGGAUACAACGGGUGGUCUCACUCCAUCUCUCAGCAGAACGUCGACUUCGUCGACCUCAUCAACGGGAAGUUUUAUGUUGGAGUCAGUGCGUUUAUCAAAGUGCAGCUGAAGGACGGGUCGUUCCAUGAGGAUGUCGGGUACGGAGUCAGUGAAGGACUGAAGUCUAAAGCUCUGUCACUGGAAAAGGCGAGAAAGGAAGCUGUCACUGAUGGCAUGAAGAGAGCACUGAAAUGCUUCGGUAAUGCCCUUGGAAACUGCAUCCUGAAUAAAGAAUACCUCCUAUCCAUUAAUAAAAUCCCAAAACAGCCUCCUCCUCCUCUAGACCCAGCGAAGACUAAGCGCUCUGAGGGUGAGCCAUCAGUGGAGAAGGCCCGGUUCUCCAGUCUGGUCCGGGAGGAAAAGCUUCUAUCUGCAGUGGGUCCUAGCAGGAUGCCGCUGGAGCCCAGAGUCCUCAACCAGAACCAGAACUGUUCAGAAGUUCACACUCCUAAUGUUGGUCCUGCUCCCAACAGGGAGAGUGAGAAUGUCGGCUCCAGAACCAUCGUGGGCUCGGGGGACAUUGUUGGGUCUGAGGAGCACACAGACCCCAAACAGCUGAGAAAGCUCCGACAGCAGCAGCUUCAGCAGAAGUUCAGGGAAGAGAUGGAGGCCAAGAGGCUGCAGCAGAAACAGGAUCAAACAAAGUCUGAGGACACAGAAGUCGCUAUUGGACCAGGAAGUAAUGAGGGUGUACCUGCGUUCAGUGAGAGCACCUCGGCUGGACACAGGAAGCCCAGCAGCAGGGACGAGUAUUUAGCAGAUGAUCCUGAGCUCUGGGAUUUCACUCUGGAUGGGAUUGAGGAGCUGAAUGUCCCUGCAGGCGGCCCACCCUCCAGAGGGCUCAGGCCCAGCACGCCCAGAAAUCACCAGAUGCAGACGCGCAGCAAGACCCCUCAAAGAGCCCCGGGAAGGCCUCCAGAGGAGGCACCGUCGUACGGCAGGGGACAGGACUGGGCUCAGUCCAGACCUCAACAUCAAAACCAGUAUCAGGCGAGACCAGGUGAAAUGUUGAGUCCGUACAGACAAGGACAGUACAUGAAGAAACGCCGACUGGACACUUGAGAGUUAAUGUUACUGUUGCACAGCUUCUUUAAAUCCUUUAAUGUUACGUUUGUUUCAUAUUUAUUUCAAUGUGAAGUUCAUUUUGUAAUGCUGCUAUAUCUGAUAUUUGGAGAAAUGUUAUCAGGUUUUGUAAAAAAAAUAAAAACAUGACCACAGAA